UCCUGGGCUACUCUAUUCGGUUUCUGCUCGAUCCCGACUCGCAGAUGGGAAGAGCAGGCCGAUGAAAUCAUGGAGGAUCUAGCUGUGACGUCGAUCCAUUCAUCGUCGACCGGCUCCGAUAAUGACGGCAAUAGUUCAUCGUCGAUUCUACUUUCCCCUCAGUUUGACCUUUACCUUGAUGGCUCGCCUGUGCUCGAGGAGGAGUACUCGGACGACUCGGACGAAGAUCAGAUAUUCAAGCACGGUUGCGACAAGCAUCCUUUCAUUGACAGGGACGUAGAUCCGGACGUUGCUUGUGUCUUCAUCAUGGCCGAACAGCGCAGGAUCUAUCAUGCGCUUUCUUGCGCAUUGUAUCAGAGACGCGCCGUUGGCAUUCAUGAUCCCAUAAUUGGAUUGACCUUUGGGGAUCAGGACCCCUAUCUGUGGCUCGUUAUUGGCUGGAUAGGAAAGGAUGAGGUCAAUCCAGGCCAAACCCUCCCGAAGGUCCACCUCAUGCACACUUCAUUCGACAGCGAACCUUCAACACCGCAUGGCGUAUUCAACAUGCUUGACCCAUUGUCUGCCAUUCAUCUCUCCCGGGUUCUUCUCUCUGUACGCGCCCAGUUUCCCUAUAUAAAGUCUCAGGCGAUACGUGAGAGCAACUCCUCGCCGUUGGACAAUGACGCCCAGUUGGAGCUCUCCUGGAGGUCGGAUCAAGUGCUCUCCGAUUUUCGAACAGAGCCUUCUCUCAACGACGUGAUCGCUCCCUGGAUUGAAACUCUACCUUGUCGCGACAGCCUUACCGUUGAGACCCUGGAUAGUUCGACGGAUCUGAUGGCUCCUAGAGGUCAUAAACCAAAUCAGAAUAAACAGUCCAAGGGAGGCAGUGGCAGAGCGGCUAGUAGUACUCUUGAUGCUGUUGACGAGGAUGAAGCAAUAGACCAUGUGAGAUCUGAGGUCGACGUCGCAAACCGCUCAGCCCCGUCUCGUUUCAGGAGCAAAAAAUCCACGAGUAGCUGGUCGUUGUCAAAGCUGGCCGCUCGACACCCCGGCGACUUCUCGACGCCUGAUUCCACAAGCAAGUAUCUACUAGGUCGAAAUGUUGCGCGGGAUACGAAACUCCCUCACGAGGUCUACGACACACUAAAGAUGGACCGCGCAAUGGAUAUAGCUCUCACCAAGUCACAAGAGUACGAUGAUAUGGUAGCGCCAUUUUGGCCACCUUCCUGGGGAACCGUGAAGGACCUGCCGCAAGUACGACCAGAACAGAAGCAUCUUUGCCAUGAGCUACUUCGCGCGAUCAAAGCUCGAAGGACCUGCAAAACCCGCGUGCCCAUCCAGGAUCUCGACGAUGAAGCCCUGGUAAACCUUAUGACCAAUCGCUUUCAACAACUCCUAGAUAUCGUUGAGGAGGCCCUUGUUUUGAAGAAAAGCGCAGAGGUCAUCAACAUACCAGAGGCAAUGUUUCGAAGUGCAUUCGACCGCUUAGUCCAUCUAUUCUUUAAUGGAGAAGACAAUCAAUCAGAAGGACGACUCUCCAUCCUUGAAGCUAAAAUUUCGAUGCCACGCAACACUUUAGCAGAUGCGUUGCUGUCGGAGCUGAAAGACAAGCUGGAUAUGAGGAAGGUAGUACGGUCGUUCACCAGGGAGUCCAGCAUCAUAGGCCAGCACCGCAAGGAUAUUAGUCUUCAUGCCGAUUUCCUCUUAGAUUUCGAGAUCAAGAACCCCCAAUUCGGCAUCCUCCAGAACAACGUGAGGGCUGCGAAAAAUCUGCUCGAGAAAGCCGUGGAACAAAUGGAGGUUAAUCCGAAGGAUGUUUUAUCUGACGCCACACUCGAACCACCCACCGGGACUGUGGAUAAUUUAGGUCUCGUACGAAUCAAGGACUUCUUUUCACCUGAAUCACCUCCGAAGGAUGCCCUCAAAUCUUUCACGCUUUUCGACACAUCCAGGAAGAACGCAAAGGAUCUUGCUUCACACGAUGGCUUCGUCCACAAUAUACAGCACACGCUUGGUCGCAAGAUCAAUGUGGACCAGCCUAAUGACCCUUUCGCAUCGGCCAGAUACGAUUAUCUAGUGCAGGAUGAUUCAUCACACGUCACUUACGACUCUCAGUCUCCACCUCCGCCUAAUCCUGUAUCAAGCAAGAGAGAAACCACAGUUCCGACUAAAUCGAUCAAGCAGGAUGAGAGCCUGGACGAACUCGUGGAUCUCUUGCUGCCCCUGUUGGUAGACGAGUACAAGAAGGAUCUCGAUGCGUUUCAUAUCCAAGGCCCAAACGAAGUCCGAGCCUAUCUCAUCGCAGCUCUUAAGUUCCUAGGUGUCUGCGGCAUUGAGAACUUUCUCAUCGCUAGUGUGUAUACCGAGGGGACCAUGGGAGUCGUACAAGGAGGAUGGAAGGAUGAUGUCUCGGGCGAGGGCGGUAAGAAUGGCGCAGUACAUCUCCUCGAUCGCAACUGUCAGGCUUUUGAUAUCGCCAAUGUUCUUGGUGCUUUCAACUUUGCCGUCUUUCUCGCCCGUCUCGCCCACGUUCGUGCCCCGAAAAUGCUCGAGCUAUUCGAUGACGACAAACGCGCUGCGCUGCAUGAAAAGCUUCGAGAUCAGGAAAGCGACGUCUACAAGUGGAAGUACUCCUCACAGCUGGCUGAAGAGGGGUUCCAGGCUGCCAGGCAGAGGUUCAUGAACCAAUAG
Stereum hirsutum FP-91666 SS1 is the source of this 2670-nucleotide messenger RNA. RefSeq lists its product as uncharacterized. The coding region runs from base 70 to 2670 and encodes 866 amino acids. The transcript is spliced from 12 exons. The record is from RefSeq and is a predicted model, not a curated record. Lineage: Eukaryota; Fungi; Basidiomycota; Agaricomycetes; Russulales; Stereaceae.